GAGGCUCAUCUUUGCAGGCAAGCAGCUGGAAGAUGGCCGCACUCUUUCUGACUACAACAUCCAGAAAGAGUCGACCCUGCACCUGGUCCUGCGUCUGAGAGGCGGUAUGCAGAUCUUCGUGAAGACCCUGACCGGCAAGACCAUCACCCUGGAGGUGGAGCCCAGUGACACCAUCGAAAAUGUGAAGGCCAAGAUCCAGGAUAAGGAAGGCAUCCCCCCCGACCAGCAGAGGCUCCUCUUUGCAGGCAAGCAGCUGGGAGAUGGCUGUACUCUUUCUGAUUACAACAUCCAGAAAGAGUCGACCCUGCACCUGGUCCUGCGUCUGAGGGGUGGCUGUUAAUUCUUCCGUCAUGCAUUCGAAGUGCCCAGUGAUGGCAAUACUCUGCAUUAUAGCCAUGUGCCCCAACUUAAGUUUAGAAAUUAACAAGUUUCAGUAAUAGCUGAACCUGUUCAAAAUGUUAAUAAAGGUUUUGUUGCACGGUAAAAAAAAAAAAAAAAAAAAA
Messenger RNA from Saimiri boliviensis boliviensis (Bolivian squirrel monkey), 503 nucleotides. The record is from RefSeq and is a predicted model, not a curated record. Lineage: Eukaryota; Metazoa; Chordata; Mammalia; Primates; Cebidae.